Molecule: messenger RNA, 1209 nt
Organism: Dovyalis caffra
Lineage: Eukaryota; Viridiplantae; Streptophyta; Magnoliopsida; Malpighiales; Salicaceae
Source: the annotation of a GenBank genome assembly
AUGGCAACGAUAAGCAACGACGGAGAAGACGUAGCACGGCGUCGUAAUGCGGAGGCAGAGUAUCGCAAGAAGUUGCUCCACCACAAAGAGCUCGAAUCCAGAGUUCGAUCUGCGAAGGAGAAUUUGAAAGCUGCAAAAAAAGAAUUUAACAAAACAGAAGAUGAUUUGAAGUCUCUUCAAAGUGUUGGGCAAAUUAUAGGAGAAGUUCUCCGACCUCUUGAUAACGAACGCUUGAUUGUCAAAGCUAGCAGCGGGCCUAGAUAUGUGGUAGGCUGCCGUAGUAAAGUGGAUAAGGAAAAACUGACUUCAGGAACUAGAGUGGUUCUUGAUAUGACAACACUUACUAUUAUGCGUGCUCUUCCUCGCGAAGUAGAUCCAGUUGUUUAUAACAUGCUGCACGAAGAUCCUGGUAAUGUGAGUUACUCAGCUGUAGGUGGUUUAUCCGAUCAGAUCAGAGAAUUGAGGGAAUCUAUUGAGCUACCUUUGAUGAACCCUGAGCUUUUCCUUAGAGUAGGGAUUAAACCUCCAAAGGGUGUCCUUCUUUAUGGACCUCCCGGUACUGGGAAGACAUUAUUGGCUAGGGCUAUUGCGAGCAACAUAGAUGCCAACUUUUUAAAGGUUGUUUCGAGUGCCAUUAUCGACAAAUACAUAGGGGAAAGUGCUAGGUUGAUACGAGAAAUGUUUGGAUAUGCACGUGAUCAUCAACCCUGCAUCAUUUUCAUGGAUGAGAUCGAUGCAAUUGGUGGACGCCGUUUUAGUGAGGGAACAAGUGCUGAUCGUGAAAUUCAAAGAACAUUGAUGGAGUUGCUUAAUCAACUUGAUGGAUUUGAUCAGCUUGGGAAGGUUAAGAUGAUAAUGGCGACAAACCGCCCUGAUGUUCUUGACCCUGCGCUUCUUCGUCCAGGAAGAUUGGACAGAAAGAUAGAGAUUCCAUUGCCAAAUGAGCUGUCAAGAAUGGAAAUCCUUAAGAUUCAUGCUGCUGGCAUUGCCAAGCACGGGGAUAUUGAUUAUGAGGCUGUUGUGAAACUUGCAGAGGGUUUUAAUGGGGCUGAUCUUCGUAAUGUUUGCACUGAAGCUGGAAUGUCAGCAAUCCGUGCAGAACGUGAUUAUGUCAUCCAUGAAGAUUUUAUGAAGGCUGUGCGAAAGCUUAAUGAAGCAAAGAAACUUGAGUCCAGCUCACACUAUAAUGCUGAUUUUGGCAAAGACUGA